Messenger RNA from Lichtheimia ornata, 1851 nucleotides. RefSeq lists its product as uncharacterized. Gene Ontology annotation, molecular function: beta-N-acetylhexosaminidase activity. The record is from RefSeq and is a predicted model, not a curated record. The coding region runs from base 1 to 1851 and encodes 616 amino acids. Gene Ontology annotation, biological process: carbohydrate metabolic process; glycosaminoglycan metabolic process. Gene Ontology annotation, cellular component: membrane. NCBI's taxonomy places the organism in Eukaryota, Fungi, Mucoromycota, Mucoromycetes, Mucorales, Lichtheimiaceae. The transcript has 12 exons.
AUGAAAAUCAGUCGUGCUGUCUUAGCCGCCACAACCCUCUUUCCAUCCAUUUCUUGGGCUUUGCAAGGAGCGUUCCUAUGGCCUAUCCCACAAUACAUCGACUCUGGUGAUACCGAUGUGGUUCUCAAUAUCACCUCUUUCAAAUUCAAUGCACCUGAUAUCCCUGUAUUGAAAGAUGCUAUCAAUCGAUACACUGAUCUUGUACGCUCUGAGCAAUGGAUGCCUGUACAAGUACCAAAGCAACCAAUCAUGCGUACAACGGUGGCCACAUCUCAUUUCUCUCAGCUUGACAUUAUUGUUGAUAAUCCAAGUGCGGAAUUGGAUCACGAUGUCGAUGAAUCAUACACUUUGGAUAUUCAAGAAUUUGAAGGUCGACUGCGUGCCGCCACUGUAUGGGGUGCAUUACGUGGAUUAGAAACAUUUUCUCAGCUUGUCAAGGCACGCCCUCCAAAGGAAACUCCCAUCCUUGAUUAUUCCGAAGAUGAUGCUACCAACACCACAAUGCAAUUGUAUAUCCCUGAAACACCUAUCCAUAUUGAAGAUGCGCCUGUGUAUUCUCAUCGUGGUUUGAUGUUGGAUACAUCUCGCAAUUACUUUCCUGUUUCUGAUAUCCUGCGAACCAUCGAUGCCAUGGCGUACAACAAAAUGAAUGUAUUCCAUUGGCACAUUACAGAUUCACAAAGCUUUCCUUUACGAUUGGAGAGUGUUCCUGAACUUGCUCAACAAGCUGCCUAUGUGCUCAACAACCGAAGAUUGGUCUAUUCUAAAAAGGAUGUUAAACGUGUUGUGGAGUAUGCACGAUCCAGGGGUAUUCGUGUAAUCCCAGAAAUUGACAUGCCUGCUCACACCGGUUCUUGGGCUAAUUCCCAUCCUGAUAUCAUAACAUGCAAUGGAAAAUUCUUUUUGGAUCCGAGCAACGAAUGGAGCGAGCGCUUGGCUGCUGAACCCACUACGGGUCAAUUGAAUCCUGUUCUUGAAGAGACGUAUCAUCUUGUGGAAAAGGUUAUCUCCGAGGUGGCUUCCCUCUUCCCUGAUAAUUGGUAUCAUGGUGGUGGUGAUGAACCUAUUUACAAGUGCUGGGAACAAGACCAUCGAGUACAAGAAUACAUGAGCAAAUACAAUGCCACCGGCGACGAGUUGUUGCACAUGUUUUUGAACAAGGAAGUCCAAUUCAUUCAAAAUUCUGGCAAAAAAGCUAUCCUUUGGGAAGAUUCCGUCACAGAUAAUCAAUUGCCCAUCUCAAAAGACGUGGUCUUGCAGGUAUGGAACAAGCCGGUCCAAGAAGCAGCAAAGAAAGGCUACAAGGUGAUUGCUUCACACGCCAACUUUUGGUAUCUGGAUUGUGGCCACGGUGGUUGGACUGGCAACGAUGAAUCCUACGAUGAACAAGAACAACCCAAGGUCCCAGAAUCACUUGCAGAUGAAUUGGAUCGACAUCAAUUGACAGAUAAUUAUCGCCCAUCCAAUUGGGGUGGUAGUGGUGGUGAUUGGUGCUCGCCUUUCAAAACAUGGCAACGUAUCUAUAGCUACGAUAUGGCAUACAACCUUACGAAACAAGAGGCCGCCAAUGUCUUGGGAGGCGAAGUAGCCCUUUGGGCAGAGCAAACGGAUAGCACUGCACUUGACGUGCGAUUAUGGCCACGUACUGCAGCAGCAGCAGAGGUUUUGUGGUCUGGAAGAUACAACAUUGAAAAUGAGAAACGUGACUUGAGUGAUGCAAUGUCUCGCAUGUUCGAUUGGCGCUAUCGUCUUGUCAACCGUGGAAUUAAAGCCGAAGCUCUUCAACCUUUGUGGUGUGGUAAAAAUCCUUCCAUGUGUGAUUCUACAUUCCCCGAGGAUCUAGAAAAGUAA